This is a messenger RNA of Poeciliopsis prolifica (blackstripe livebearer), 5995 nucleotides long. RefSeq names its product leucine-rich repeat-containing protein 3-like. The record is from RefSeq and is a predicted model, not a curated record. Gene Ontology annotation, molecular function: protein binding. Gene Ontology annotation, cellular component: plasma membrane. NCBI's taxonomy places the organism in Eukaryota, Metazoa, Chordata, Actinopteri, Cyprinodontiformes, Poeciliidae. Bases 398 to 1261 code for a protein of 287 amino acids. The transcript has 2 exons.
GAUGGUACACCCUCCGUGUUUGGAUUUACCUUUUACAAACACCUAUUCUCAAGGAGCGAAAGAGAGAGAGAGAGGAGGAGAAGGAAGUGGAGGAGUAGAAAGAGGAGGGAGAGUUUGCCCCACAUCUCCACAGCUAAAACUGCCUCGGUCGCUGUGACAGUCCGAGAUGGAGCCGUCUGUGGGCAACAGAGCGCAGCGUUUCCACUCAUGGAUCCACGCAGGAAAGAAGGAUUUUGGUGAAAAGCGAAUAUAAACUACAAACAGAGUCCGAAUUCAACCCCGCUUUCAUCCACCAUAUGGAGUCAAACUUCAUAUUCAACUAUUUUAAAGGUUCUCCUGUAGCAGCAGCCUGAGUCUGAUUGGGAACUGAUGUGUGUCAUGGGGAUAUGGUGAGGCGAUGUGCACAAGCUUGUGUGAGAAGAGAUGUGGCGCCGUCAGUGGAGGAAGAAGAAGGGGGACAGGUGAAAAGCUGGAUCUUUGCUCAUGGCUGUGCAUGUCACUCUUGUUCUCGACCCUAUGGGGUCAAGCAACCCCGCAGUGCCCGGACAGCUGCCACUGUGCCUGGGAAACGGCCACUGUCUUGUGCUCGGACGCAGGGCUGCGUGAAAUCCCAGAGGGGAUCCCACCAGAAACGGUUUCCUUACACCUGGAGCGCAACUACAUCCGGAACAUCCCAGAGAGUGCCUUCAGCCACCUGGUCCACCUGCGGGACCUCUAUCUGUCCCACAACCGCAUCGACUCUCUCUCCUCUGGGGCCCUGCGGCAUCUUGGACCCGACCUGCGCUUGCUGGACCUCUCACAUAACCAGCUGAGGCAGGCCAGCAGGGAGGAGUUUGGGUCCACUCGUGCCAAGACACGGCUCUACCACAAUCCCUGGCACUGUGAUUGCACCCUGCAGGAGCUGAUGGAGACUCUGAACCUGGAGCCUGAGACGGUGAAUGGGAUCAUCUGCGAGAGCUCCGUGCGGGGCGUGGGUGAGGGGAGCCGGUGGGAGGACCCCGGGUCACCUGGAGAGCACUCAGGUCAGCCGCUGGUCAAGCUGCUGGACUCUGGGGUGAACUUCUGCAGCCUGCAGAGGAAGACCACGGAUGUAGCCAUGCUUGUGACCAUGUUUGUGUGGUUCUUCAUGGUCAUUGUGUACGUUGUGUACUACGUCCGGCAGAACCAGGCUGAGGCCCGGAGGCAUUUGGAGUACCUGAAGAGUCUACCCAGCCCACGUAAGACCCCUACAGAGACAGACACUCUGAGCACGGGUUUCUGAUCUGAAUGCUGUUGAAGCUUAACGUUCAGAUGCCAUAUUUAUGGAACGUGACUGAAACGCUGAGAGAAGUUACUGAAGUUACCAACUAUGGAGGAAAUGAACCUUUUACAGCUGUUUGAUUAUUCCUUUAAAUUCUUAUUCUAAACAUUUAUUUUCUUAUGACGCUUUUGUUUUUCAGUUUUAGUACAAAAUUUACAUAUUUUUCAACUUGAACUAUCUGCACUGUUAGAGGAGAGGAAAAGUUAUAAAAGCGCAGCAGGUAAAGAUAAGACAGGACUACGUAUAGAGGAAGACUUUUUGAACUUAAUAACAUUCUGCCUCCCUUUGUAGCACCUCUUUUCUUCUCCCUCCAUGCCUCAUACUCUGUGCUUUUAUCUUUCAUUGGGUUCUAAUUAGGAGACAUUGACCAGCUGACCCCUAAUAAACACUUGAAAGGCACUAAUCAGUAGGAGUGUGUUUUUGUCAGUUGUGCAAAUUCAGAUGUGUGUCCUUUCCAUGCUGUUUGAGUCAUCUGUAUGUGUGUGUGUACGCAUACACGUGUGUGUAUUUGUGGUGUUUUUAGGCACUGCCACGGCCAUUCUUAUUUUGAAAGCCCUGAUUUUGCACAGAUCCUUGCCAGUACUUCAGUUUUAGACAAACACCACACUACUCAUCUAAAUUUACUCUGGACACACUGGCUUUGUCUUUAUGCUGCAGCAAACAGAUUGAAAAAUCUCAACAGAUAUAAUAAUUGGUACAAAGAAAUUUUGAGCUGAGUUAGUAAAAUGAGUUGCUACAUGGAAAUUUCUGAGAUUUUUUAAUUAUCUCAUGGCUGUGGGCUGUAGAACAUCAGCUCUACCAGUCAGAGCUAGCGGUCCCAGUUUACUUGCUACAUAAGAAGCCAUAGUGAAAACAUAAAGUAUUAUAUGGUGUACCAUAGCAAAGAAAGCUUAAAUUGAUUUAAUAAUUGCUUAAGUAGUCAGAACUAAUUUCAACAUUUGACUUCACAUUCAAAUUGUGCUUUCCAUUUACUUUUAUAAUUUUGCAUUUAAUAAAUUAUUGAAAUAUUUGAAUAAAUAUUUGUCAUUCGGAUUUAUUUGUUUCCAGGUUUGUUCUAAUAUGAAUAUGUAUAAGUAUAAUUUCAUGCUUUAUUUGCUUUCUUCAUUUUGGAGCUUUUUGUCCUCCAUAGUUUACCACAUGGGCUCUAUCAGAACUGACUCCAUUUUUAAAGACUGUGAGAAAAUAAUCACAUCAUUUCUUAUUAAAAGAAAUGAAUUAAAAGAGUCAUUCAUUUUGUUGUAUCAUAUUAGACAAUCUGUGUAAAUUGAUUAAUUUAUUCUCCAGCUUUCUCCACAUAUAGAGCUAAAUCACACUGGAUUAACAGCCACAUUUGAUUGAUUUUCAUACUUAUUGUAUGAAAUAAGUAUGAAAUCCUCAACGGGAUUUGUUAGUGUUGUAUUAAAAUAUUAAUGCAAUUCUUUUCUGCUAAAAUAAGAGAUCUAAAAUAAAACUCCUUUAUAUUGGCAAUUAUAAAUGUAGAGACAUGGUUCAAAAUAUGCUUUGACAUAAUGAAUAAAAUAAUCAAAAUUAUGUUCAUUUUAUGUUAAUUUACACUAAAGUUAUACUUCUGCAUUAAUGUCACAACAUCAGAUGUUCUUUGCACAUUUAUUUUAACCAAAAAUGAAUAAAUUGAAGAAAAGAAUGAUCAACAAGUGUCUUGACAUUCAAAUUACACCUGAGUAAACAUGUUGGGAGAUGAAUAACAAUGGAGUUCAUGUAAUUGUAGCAUUAUGUACAUUUUUGUUUGUUUUCAGAGCACUACAUUUCUUAAAAUCAGCGUAUUACAGGUUUUGGGUGGAUUGAAAAAUAUCAAAAAGUUUUGAAUGAGAUGCCAGAAGUCGUGCUUGACUCACCAGAGUUUUCUUCAGCAUGAAGAAACACUGUUCUCCCCCCAAGCCCACCUGUUGAUGCCAAAUGCCACAAAGCUAGCUGAAAGAAACCCAAUACAUUUUUUUCUUGUUCCCAAAAUUAGAAAAAAAAAAAAUUGGGAUGAUGGACAAACAGAAGAGACCUUACCCACAACUUUUCGUAACAAUACGAAAAGUUGUGGGUACUGCAGCCUGUAAAACCAUACUGUGAAACCAUUGUAUGGGAUAAAAUGGUUUCAUGUUACAAGAAACAUAUCAAACAGCUGCAGAAAACUGGGCCCUUUGAAUCUGACACCUGAGAAUCUCAUUCCAACUCAUGUCUUGUGUAUAAUGUCAUAACUAGAUGUAGCUUACAUCAUAAUAACAAUUCUUUGUGUUGCAGAGAUAAUAGGAUGCAACUGAAGCCAUACAUCUGUUUUAUUAAAUUAUUAAAUGUGGAAAUUAUAUUUGCUUUACUUUGGUCAAUGUUUCCAUAAAUUUGAAAAAAAAAAAAAUUCUUACUUUGUGAACCUGAAGAAUUAAUAGGGAAUUGAAUGGACUGAUUUAUGCUUAAUAUGUAAACAAUUGUGUAAAAAUUCAUGACCAGACUGUUAAAACUGUACCUGGAUUUCAUCAGACAAAUGGUACGUUUUUAGGUGCAGAAGCAAAACUUAGAAUAGGUCACCUAUCUGUGAACUGUGAUGUGCUAAAUGUGGUGUGCAUGUGUUGUAGCCCACAGAGAAAGGCUGGCUGCAUUGUGUCUACACUUUGAAUUAGAGUCAGUCGUUAUCCUGUUGGUAAACCAAAGGCUAAAAGGGAGAUGAGGUUGGACAACUCUGACCUUUAAAACACAAGAGAGCAAAAAGUGAGUGGCAAUGUGGUUGUUUACUGUUUGUCACAAAUCAUUUAUCUAAAUUUCAUGCAACAUAUUUCUGUAUUCUUCAAUGCACAUUUUGUAUUGAGUAAACCUUGGACCAAUUUUUGCUUGCUGAUAAUUCUGACAAGCCAAACCUCAAAAUCUAAAUAUGUCUUGUUAUAGUCUUUAACUGUGGGAUUUCAUUUAUUGAUGUUGUUUUGUUUUAAUCAUUGCUUUAUUUUCCUGACAGCAAAUGAUUCAAAUCACAUGCUUUCGUUUUAUCUUAUUUUGUUUUGUAGCGCUUUUUGUGAUAGUCAAAUAUAAAGGCGUGCUUAAUUUGGAAAUGGAAGAAAAUGAUGGAUUUUUGACAAAAAUUUAAAAGGAUGUUGGGUGUUUUUCUACUGAAUCAAUUUUCAAAUUAGAUGUAGGUUCAAGUUUUAACUAUCACAUUAAUAUGCUUAAAUCUAAACCACCUCAGUUUGGCCCUGGUUUGGCUGUUAUCCUAGUGAAAAUGUAACGUAAUGUGUCUCAAGUUUUUUGCAGCCUUCAACAACCUUUCUUUCAGGGUCGCCUUGUAUUUGGGCCUUUUCAUCUCCCUCUCACCUCUAAGCAGUUUCCCUCCCCUGCUCAAGAAAAACAUCCACAUAGCAUGAUGGUUCCAUCACCAUGUGUUGCUGUGGGGGAGGUGGGGUGAUGUUAAAUUUUACACACAUAGCACUCAAUUUUGCUCUCAUCUCAUCUGGACCAACUUCUUGCACAUGUUUUUUGUGUACACAGCUUGAGGCAAAUUGAAUUGAGACUUCUUUGACUACUUUUUCAUGAAGGGUAGAUAUGACAUAACUCACCUGAGUGGUAUCUAUUAGCUGUUUCUUCAGGCUCUUGGCUAUUUAACUUAGUGUGCUUUUGGACAUCAUGAUGCUAUUAAUCGGUGGCAUCUGAAGGCUUUUGAUGUUAGAGUACUGUAUUUAGAGAUAUCAGAUAUAUAAAAAAAAAACACUGUAUAUAACCAUCCUGCAAUGAAACAUGGUCAAUGCAGUAUCAUGCUAUGAUGGAAUGAAAUAAAUGAGGAUAGACAAAAGAUGGAUGGUUGGAUGUAUUUACUAGUUACUCAUAAUCUAUAAUAACCCUGAUCAUAAUCACAUGAUUAUAAAAUCAUUAUGGAACAAAUUAUAGAAACUAGACACAAAAUAAACAAACAAACAAAAAAACACUUACAUUAGAAACAUUUUAAACUACUUUGAAUAAUUAACUGAGCACAAUGUACUGUUUCAUAACUGGGGCCAAUUGUGUGAUUGAACUGACAUGAUUUUUGUUUUGGUAAGACAUUUGUUGUGAAUUGAUGCCAUAUAAAUUAAUCAAACUGAUUUGAAUUACUAAAAUAACAGAGUAUUAUCAGCUGAUUAACUAUGGAGGAAUUUCCUCAUAAUUAAAGAUCUAAUAUUAUCAAACAUAUCUCCCUCUAACACACAUGGAGAGAGAUUCUGGGAAGCAUAAGUUGGAUUUUAAGAUGCCUGAUUUAAGUUGAAUGGAUGCUUUAAAGAAGAUAAAAAAAAAAAAAGGAAAAAUAAACAAAAAAAAAUUUACAUCCUAAAAGCUGCAAAAAACUUGAGACAAAUUUUUAUUAAUGAAGAAAAAAAUAGAAGUUAGUUUUAUAAUUUUUAUAACUGAAAAGAAAAGCCUUUCCUGAGUUUAAGCAAUAAAACGGUUCUUGUAACUACUGACAGCUCUUUUCAUGUUUACCUUGUUUUUUUUCCCCAUUAAUUAUUUUUGCAAUACAUUCCAAAGAUUGAUUUUAGAAGAUAUCAGUGCCAUCACCCUAAAGUUUAGCUUUUGGAACAAAUUUUUUAUCAGAUUUAAAACAGUAUUACUUCCACUCAGAAGAACAUGUUAAUCGAUUGAAAUGAUUACCAUUUCACUAAAUAUUCCUGGGGUGUGAAUAUUUUUUGAUGUACAUUAACAAGAAAUUCAAUAAAACUCGACUUCAGUCUGUUA